Molecule: messenger RNA, 2994 nt
Organism: Plodia interpunctella (Indianmeal moth)
Lineage: Eukaryota; Metazoa; Arthropoda; Insecta; Lepidoptera; Pyralidae
Gene: mts
Product: microtubule star
Exons: 8
Coding region: 89-1096 (335 amino acids)
Biological process (GO): mitotic cell cycle
Cellular component (GO): cytosol
Molecular function (GO): protein serine/threonine phosphatase activity
Source: RefSeq, a predicted model, not a curated record
UCAGGGUCUGAUAUUUAAAUUUAAUUUCUUAUUGAAUUAAGGUAUUUAAAUUAACUCUUUUAGCAAGUAUUUAUGAAUACCCUCACAAAUGGAUUUUUUACUAGAAACGUCACAAGCAAUGGCUAAGGCUAAAUUAACACCGUCCAGUUCUCUUAAAACACAAAGUAUGGAGGACAAAGCGUCGUUAAAGGAACUGGAUCAAUGGAUAGAGCAACUAAAUGAAUGCAAGCAAUUGACAGAAAAUCAAGUAAAAACGUUAUGCGACAAGGCAAAGGAGAUCCUCACGAAGGAGUCCAACGUGCAGGAGGUGAAAUGCCCGGUGACCGUGUGCGGGGACGUGCACGGGCAGUUCCACGACCUGAUGGAGCUGUUCCGCAUCGGGGGCCGCUCGCCCGACACCAACUACCUCUUCAUGGGGGACUAUGUGGACCGCGGGUACUAUAGUGUGGAGACUGUCACAUUGCUCGUCGCGCUCAAGGUGCGAUACCGCGAGAGAAUAACCAUCCUGCGCGGGAACCACGAGUCCCGUCAGAUCACGCAAGUGUAUGGCUUCUACGACGAAUGCCUGCGCAAAUACGGCAACGCGUCCGUGUGGAAGCACUUCACGGAUCUGUUCGACUUCCUGCCGCUGACCGCGCUGGUGGACGGCCAGAUAUUCUGUCUCCACGGCGGCCUCAGCCCCUCCAUUGACACCCUGGACCAUAUCCGAGCCCUGGAUCGUUUGCAGGAGGUGCCGCAUGAAGGACCCAUGUGCGAUCUGCUAUGGAGUGACCCUGAUGAUAGAGGCGGAUGGGGCAUAUCCCCGCGCGGGGCGGGCUACACCUUCGGGCAGGACAUCUCGGAGACGUUCAACCACAGCAACGGGCUGACGCUGGUGUCGCGCGCGCACCAGCUGGUCAUGGAGGGCUACAACUGGUGCCACGACAGGAACGUCGUCACCAUAUUCUCCGCGCCCAACUACUGCUACAGAUGUGGUAAUCAAGCCGCCAUUAUGGAAUUGGAUGAUGCGCUUAAGUACUCAUUCCUUCAGUUCGACCCCGCCCCGCGGCGCGGGGAGCCGCACGUGACGCGGCGGACGCCUGAUUACUUCAUGUAGGCUGCACCGAGGUCGCAUAUCCCAGGAGAGGAGUGCGGGGUCCCCUCGCGCCCCCCCUCCCCCUCCCCCAGCCCCUUCCCCCCCCACACACAACCACACCCCAACAGUUGCUCUGCCACGCCGCGUCUACGUCCGUGGUCGUGAUCUACGUACACUUGUGGCCAUUGCAGUGUUUAUUACUAAACGACUAAUUUGUUUAGGUACUAAGAUGGUACACAAUCGUUUAUUUUUAUUGAAAUAACUUUAACAGUCCACAUAUAAUGUAAUUUCUGAUUUAUAAAAUUAUUAAUUGAUUGGUAAUGUGCAAGGUUUAUGAUUUCCAAAGUCAAUAUUUGAAUUAAAAGACAUCAAAAUUGUCCUUUUUUAAGAACCUAAACAGAUAUGGUAUUAGUAAAUAUUAGUUGAUUAUUCGAAAGUGAAUACAGCAUUGCCAUUGAUUUACUGAAUAAUAAUUUAUUUGUGCGUUAUUGUAGUGUGAUAAAAUUACAUUUCACUAAACUAUUUUUUUGGUGACCUGCUACAAUAUAGCACAUUUUAACACAAUUAUAUGUGUGUUAUAUAUAACUGAUUUAAAGUGUCUUAAGUUAUAUUUGUGCAUUGUUUUUAUUAUUUUUGUACAUAUCUGUGGCAAUAAUGUACACUGUCCGUGAAGCCGUAGGUAAGACUGGAGCCAGAACUUUCUGAUCCGAAGUACAUGUAUUGUUAACUCUUGCACCUGUCCUUGCCCGACCUCUCCUUGCGCGGGGAAAGGUACUGUACUGAAAAGUCUAUACGAUUACUACACGUUAUAACUCGCAAUACAAAGGAGGAGGUCGGACUACAAACUCAAGAGACAGCAAUACAUGUAACUUCCUUAAAAAAGUUUUUGGAAGUGCUGGAGCCUGUAUUAUCUGUAGCUUAGUCGUACUAGUUAUAGUUAGUCGAUUGAUCGUGAUAACAAACAUACUCUAUGUAUAUUUUCAAGCGGGCCAGACAUGGAAGUCAUUUAAAGUCAUGGAUGACAAUUCUAAAUGUGACAUUAUCAACGGCCUUUCAUGAAGUAAUUAAAAUUUGUACACGAGACGUUGAAUAUUUAUCUUAUCUGUCUUAAGCCCUUCGUGUUUGACCUGUAUGGCCAUGUCACAGUUUGAAAAUGAACUAAUAUUUUUUUAUGAUAAUACUCUGAAAAGAUUUAUAGACCGCAGGUGCAAUAUCACACACGCAAAAGGACAUAAAUAGAUUAUUCGCAAAGUGGUCAUGCUUGUGACUUACUUCGAUAGUGAUAUACAUGAAAACAUUUGCGAAUUCUUUUUUAACAUUUUGCGGAUUUGACAUUGCGCCUGUACAGACGCGGGCGGAGCAACAGCGAUUCGUAUUUAUUAAUUGGUCUUGCACAAUAAAAUGUUAAGUUUCCGGAGAAUAUCAGUAUAUGAAAUGUAUCAAUCUAAACUGUAUUGACUAGGAAGUCCCUCUCGGUCGUGUCUAUGUUCGAACAAUGAAGUCGUGUCGCGGAGUAGGUCCGCGUCAGGAGGGCGGGAGGCGCGCGAGUGCAUUUAACUGAAGCGGACGACGUCGCGGGCGCACGCAGAAUUAUCUGUUUCCGGAACGAUCCGUUCGUAAAAAAAAAACAAAUUCUCAAAAUGUCACAUUAGUAUAAAAAUUUGCUAAAUGUCUUACUUUUUCCUACGCAUCAUAACGGCAUAUGGCAUUUCGCUAGUUUUUAGUUUUCUAAUCUGACAUUUUGCGGAUUCUUUUUGCUUUUGCGAAUCCUGGGCAUUCUGCGACCUAACCGUCCCCGCAAUUGUAAUUAGUCUUGCCCGAUCACUGCUGCCGUUAUGCUGGUAUGUUCAUUAGGGCCGACGUAUCCUCUAUGUAAUGUAUAGACAUCUUUGACACAUUAAACACCGUACAUUUGCUAA